Messenger RNA from Dictyostelium purpureum, 3843 nucleotides. RefSeq lists its product as uncharacterized. Lineage: Eukaryota; Evosea; Eumycetozoa; Dictyosteliales; Dictyosteliaceae. The record is from RefSeq and is a predicted model, not a curated record. Gene Ontology annotation, molecular function: metal ion binding; 3'-5'-RNA exonuclease activity; RNA binding. The transcript is spliced from 6 exons. Gene Ontology annotation, biological process: mRNA catabolic process. The coding region runs from base 1 to 3843 and encodes 1280 amino acids. Gene Ontology annotation, cellular component: exosome (RNase complex); P-body.
AUGAAUAUUAACAAUUUAAUAUUCAAUGCUCAAAGUAAUUCUAAUAGUCAAAAUAAUAAUGAAAUUAUGAAUAAUAAUAAUAAUAAUAAUAAUAAUAAUAAUAAUAAUAAUAAUAAUAAUAAUAAUAAUAAUAAUAAUAAUAAUAAUAAUAAUAAAAUAAAGAAUGUUUAUACAAUUGAAGAAACUCAAAUAAAAUAUAUUUCUAAAUAUAAAACACAGGAGUGUAGAAUGGGAAUAAAAUGUACAAAAGAUAGAGAUUGUUUUUAUUACCAUAAAAAAGAUGAAUACAGGAGAUCGCCAUAUAACGAUGAAGGAAAGUUAGUUUAUUCACAUAAUUUAUGCCCAGUCCUUUGCAAUGACCAAAAUUGUGGACUUUCGCACAAUGAUGUCGAAGUUAUGUAUCACCCAAAUGUUUACAAAACCAAGUAUUGUAAUGAUUAUCUAAACAAUGGUUGUAAAAAGAGCCGUUGGUGUGCAUUUGCACAUGGUGAUCCAGAUUUAAGAAAUUCAGAUAAAAGCAAAAUUAAAAAUACUGUUAAUAAUUAUAACAAUAAUGCAUAUAAAAAUUUAUUUAAAAAACCAAUCAAAGAAGGCUUGCACUUUGUUACUAUUCAAACAGAUCAACAAAAUAAAACUACAAAUAAUAUAAAUGAAGUCGAGGAGUUACUGUAUCCCAGACAUUAUACUGAUAUCGAGGUUAAUAGUUUUUUAAAUAUUUUAAAUAUUGGGCUUUCAGAUAUUAAUAGUAAUAGUAAAAUAGAACCGGAAUAUAUUGUAAAUGGUUAUUAUAAUAGAAAUCGUUCGUUUAAUAAUGAUAUUGUAGCAUUAGAAAUUAUAAAUAAUGAAAAGUCAGAUUUCGAAAAAUUUUUUGAUAAAAAUUUUAAUGAACAUUUAAAAUUUACAUCAAAUGAAUCAAUAUUUAGCAACAACAAUAGUAUCAAUAAUAGUAAUAAUAGAAUUGUUAUAGAUUGUAAAAUAGUUUCGAUAGUUAAAAGCCAACAUCAAGAGGUUUAUGGGUGCAAGUUUAUUAAAAAAAAGGACCAGUAUCUUUUAUUCGAACCAGCUAAUAGAGGUAACCGCUUAUUACAAGUUAUGGUGUUAAACAGUAGUUUCAAUUUUUCAAUUUCAAAUAAUUCAAUUUAUGAAAUUAAAAUUUUGGAAUGGAAUAGAAAGGACUUAUUCCCUAUUGGUAUCAUUUUAAAUUCAUUUCCAGUUUUUAAUGGUUUUUUAAAAGAUCUUACAGUUUUAAAAAUUGAUAAUAAUUUAAAUUUCAGCAAUAAUGACAACAAUAGUAGCAAUAAUAACAAUUACAUUAACAAUAAUAAUAGUUAUAGUAGUGUUCAACAAUCAUCACAAGAAAAUAAUUCAAAUUAUGAAGGGUUUGAAAAUUUAAAUUUAAUUUUAAGUUUUUCAAUUCAAAUGGAAUGCCAUAAUAGAGAAGAGGAAAAUGAAAUAUCAUAUGCAUUUUCAUUUUUAAAAGGAAUAAAUGGAGAAAUUAAAUUUUUGGUUCACUUUAUAGAUUCUUGUAGUAUUAUUCCAGUUGGAUCAAAUAUCGAUAGUAUUGCAUCAAAGAAGGCUUUUCAAAUCAGCUUUGAUUGUGAUAAAUGUGAUAUACUGGAUCAUCAGUUUGUAAAAGAAAAUCUUUCAAUUUUACCAGGAGUGCAAAGAAAGGUAUUCACAAUGGAGUGGAUUUAUAACAGCAACCUUGAUUUAAUAAAAGUUAGUCUUUAUAAAUCAUUGGUAACUUCAAGUAUUAAUCUUAAGUAUUCAGAGGUUCAAAAUUUUUAUGAUGGUGUACCAAUCCAUUUAAUAUUACAUCAAUCAUCAAACUAUACACAAAAAGAUAUCGAAGAUGCCUUAAUAACUUUUAAAAAUAAUUUUAAAUCAAAAAAUUUAAUUUAUAAUAAUUUAAAUCAAUUUUUAAAAUUUGAUUUCAAAAUAUCGAAUAUGGCCAACAAUAGCACACCACCAGCAUUAGCUCCUAUGCACGAUAGUCAACAGGUAUCAUCACCAUCGCCACCUUCCCAACAAUCUCAAAAACUUAUAUCACCAACUGGCAUUGUUUCAAAUAUCUAUUCAAUUGAAAUUUCAAAUCUAAUUCAAGAGGUUUUACUUUUAGCAAACUAUAUGAUAACACUAUUACUACUCAAGAAUAAUAUUGCUGGUUUGGUUUUUAAAACUAAUAAUAUCGAAAUUUCAAAUUCUAUUUUUUCAGACAAAGUUUUAAAAUUAUUUCAAGAUAUAGAUAUCUUUAAAUUAAUUGAAAUCUUAGAAAAAUCUGAAAACUUCAAUUUAAUAUUAAAUUUUUUGAUCAGUAACCAACCAAAUUUUGAAAUUUAUAGCAGUAAAUUUAAUAGAUUUCAAAAGUUUCCAUUUUAUUCAGAAUUUUUGGAACCAUUCAAAAGAUAUAGUGAUAUUUAUAAUCAAAGAGUUUUAAAUCAAUUUAUUUUAAAUCAAAACAAUGGUAAUAGCUUAAUUAAUAAUAAUAGGGAUCUAAAUUUAGAAAGUUUUAUAAAUCAUAUUAAUAAAUCAUUGGAUCAAAUGAAUCAUAUAAAGAAUAAGUUUCAAAGAAUUUGUAUUAAAUCCAUUUUAGAAAAUAGGCAACCAAUUAUUUCAAAAGUAUUGGUAACAGACUAUUCUUUAAAUGACUUACAGGUUUGGUGUAAAGAGUAUAAUAAAUCAUUUAAUAUUUCAAUUUCAGAUUAUAAAAAUAGUUUAUUUAAUAAUAAUAACAUAUUAGAAAUCAUUUUACCAGAUAAUCAAUUGGUUUUUAAUUUACAGGAUAAUUAUCAAAUUAAUAGUAAUAAUAGCAACAAUAAUGAUUGUAAAAUUAAUUUGUCAGUUUUAAAUUCAAUUUUAAUACAAAUAUCAUUAAAUAACCAAUUAUCAUUACAAGAUAAGGAAAAGAUAGAUUUAUCCUUGUUAAAUUCUAUAAAGUCAUCACCAUGUUUUAAAUGUACUCAUAAAAUAAAUCAGGAUUUGUUUAUUUAUAAAUCGAUAGAUGAUCUCAUACAGUCUAAGAAUUUAAAUUUUGAAAAUCUAAAUCAAUAUAUUGAAUUUUGGAAUUCAAUGAUCGAUCUAAAUUCUGCAUACAAGAACAUACCUAAAGGUGAAUCAAUAUAUUUUUCAAAUGGGAAUAUUUCAUGGAGUAAAAAGAAAAAAAAGUAUGUUGGUACAAUAGAGUUUCCAAUUAAAUGUUUGGCUUUAUUACCAAAGCAAGUUUCAAAAGGUGAUUUUAUAUGUGCAUUUUUCCCAGGCAAUGAUAGAAAUCCAACUUUUUCAAUUCAUUCUAUAGUUUCAAAAGCAACAAUUAGUAAUAAGGAUCAAGAGAAGCUCAUAGUAAAAUUCCCAGCUAAAAUAGAAAAAAUAUCCCCAAGAUAUCCAUUUUCAAUCGAAAUAAUUUUUAGGGAUCAGUUUAAUAGAGAUUUAUCAAAUGGUAUUCAAUUGUUUUCAGAGGUAAACAAUACUUUAAAAAUUCCAUCAGCUUGCCAAUCAAUAAUUUCAACCGUUUCAAAUGAAAAUCAAACAUUACAAUCAAAGAAUAUAAACAACAUUUCCUCUCUUAAUACAACUAGAUAUUCUUUAAAUUCUUCACAGGAGGCUGCAUUAAAUAGUUCACUAUUUAAUAAAUUUACAAUAAUAGAGGGUGAGUCAGGUUCUGGCAAAACUACUUUAUCCUCAAUCAUUUGCAGAUUUGCUUUAUUUGAUUUAAAGUUAACUCAAAAGAUUUUAAUCGUUGGUCCAAAUGAGUUUAGUAUUGUAAGUAAAAUUAAAAAAAAAAAAAAAGAAAAAAAAUUUCAUUUAUUAAUAUUUUAUUAUUUUUCUUUAGGAUUCAUCAUGUAA